Molecule: messenger RNA, 2219 nt
Organism: Trichosurus vulpecula (common brushtail)
Lineage: Eukaryota; Metazoa; Chordata; Mammalia; Diprotodontia; Phalangeridae
Gene: ZNF653
Product: zinc finger protein 653
Exons: 9
Coding region: 1-1854 (617 amino acids)
Biological process (GO): regulation of transcription by RNA polymerase II
Cellular component (GO): nucleus
Molecular function (GO): transcription coregulator activity
Source: RefSeq, a predicted model, not a curated record
AUGGCGGAGCGGGCGCCGGAGCCCGAGACGGAGACCGGGGCCGAGGGCGAGGGCGGCGGGGAGGCGGCGGCCGAGGAGGGCGCGGCGGGCCGCAAGGCCCGGGGCCGGCCGCGCCUCACCGAGUCGGACCGGGCGCGGCGGCGGCUGGAGUCCCGGAAGAAGUACGACGUGCGGCGCGUGUACCUGGGCGAGGCGCACGGGCCCUGGGUGGACCUGCGGCGCCGCAGCGGCUGGAGCGACGCCAAGCUCGCCGCCUACCUCAUCUCCCUGGAGCGGGGGCAGCGCAGCAGCCGCCACGGGAAGCCUUGGGAGCAAGUCCCCAAAAAGCCAAAGCGGAAGAAGAGAAGGAGGCGUAAUGUGAACUGCCUAAAGAACAUGGUGAUCUGGUAUGAGGAUCACAAGAACCGCUGUCCCUAUGAGCCUCACCUGGCUGAGCUCGACCCCACCUUUGGGCUUUAUACCACAGCGGUGUGGCAAUGUGAGGCUGGACACCGGUACUUCCAGGACCUCCAUUCACCUCUGAAGCCGCUCAGUGACUCGGAGAACGAGAGCGACAGAGUGGGGAAUGGCCUGGGGGCCGGAAGCUCAGACUCCUCAGGCUCCGAAUCUGACUCAGAUUCUGAUGAGCAACCAGAAAGCCGGCGGGCUCAGAACGUGCAGGCCUCCCCAGUGCCAGCCGCACCACCUCCUCCGGCCCCUGAGGGCGGCAGCAGUGGGCUCAUCACACAAGAUGGUAUCCACAUUCCCUUUGAACACCACAUGGACAACUUGACCGCAGAGCAGGGCACACCCCUGUGCCACAGCCCGACCACCAGUGGCCCUGAAAGCAUGGAGACUGUGGUGUGUGUGCCUGUGCCGGUCCAGGUGGGCACAGGCCACGGUGCCCUGUUUGACAGUGUGCCACAGGAAGCUUUGGGAGAGGUGGUGGCCAGCUGCCCUGUGCCAGGCAUGGUGCCAGGCUCGCAGGUGAUCAUUAUCGCAGGCCCUGGCUAUGACGCUCUGGCAGCAGAGGGCAUCCACUUGAAUGUGGCCAGUGGUGGCAGCAGUGGAGAAGAGGUGCCCUGUGCUGUGAUUGAGGGCGUGGCCGCCUACACCCAGACUGAGCCUGAAGGCAGCCAGCCUGAUCCCUCCGGCCCUGUGGAGAGCAUGGAGUGUAUAGAAACCAAAAAAGAGAAGGAAGAACUCUAUGUCCUCAAGAAGGAGGAGAAAGAGGAGCUGUCCUCCCCAGAACUGGAGGAGCUAGAGACAGUGCCUGAGAACAUGGAGCCUGAGCCUGAGCCCGAGCCUGAGGAGUUAGACAGCAAUAACAUGUCAGCCAUCAUUUAUGAGAUUCCCAAGGAGCCCGAGAAGAGGAGGCGAAGCAAGCGGGGCCGAGCGACAGAUGCCGACGGCCUGUUGGAGAUGUUCCAUUGCCCCUAUGAAGGCUGUAGUCAGGUCUAUGUAGCCCUCAGCAGCUUUCAGAAUCAUGUGAACCUUGUCCACCGGAAGGGGAAAACGAAAGUGUGUCCUCACCCAGGCUGUGGCAAGAAGUUCUACUUAUCCAAUCACCUUCGAAGGCACAUGAUCAUUCACUCAGGUGUCCGAGAAUUUACCUGUGAAACCUGUGGGAAAUCCUUCAAGCGAAAAAAUCACCUCGAGGUCCAUCGACGGACACAUACAGGAGAGACCCCUUUGCAGUGUGAGAUCUGUGGUUACCAGUGUCGACAGAGGGCAUCCUUGAAUUGGCACAUGAAGAAGCACACAGCCGAAGUGCAGUACAACUUCACCUGUGAGCGCUGUGGCAAGCGCUUUGAGAAGAUGGACAGCGUCAAGUUUCACAAGCUCAAGAGCCACCCUGACCACAGACCCACGUGAUCCUGGCUGCCCCAGCACAAGGACACUUCUAUUUAUUUGUCCCCGCUGAUCUCCUGGGCCCUUCUCCCUAAACCUGACCCCACUUCACAAAGGCUAUUCCUGGGGGGCUGAAGUGAGCCAGCCCCACUCUGGGGCUGCAAGCAGCAUAGGUGGACAUUGAGGGCGCCAGGGCAAGCCGUGAAGGAAGGAGAUGGCCUCCAGGAGUGGCCCUUUUGGCCCUGUUGGAUCAGGGUUCUGCCGGGUGGUAUAGCAGGUGUUGUAAGAAUCUGCGUGGAUGUCGUGGGGCAUUGGUCCACCUCCUUAAAGCUGGGGUCUCUCAGCUUGGUCACUGGGCAAGAGGGCUGGACACCUGGAACAGUGUUAAG